Molecule: messenger RNA, 1605 nt
Organism: Syngnathoides biaculeatus (alligator pipefish)
Lineage: Eukaryota; Metazoa; Chordata; Actinopteri; Syngnathiformes; Syngnathidae
Gene: wdfy1
Product: WD repeat and FYVE domain containing 1
Exons: 12
Coding region: 108-1340 (410 amino acids)
Molecular function (GO): protein binding; metal ion binding
Source: RefSeq, a predicted model, not a curated record
GUCAUUACGGUAAUCUGUGCAGCGUUUGAGUGCGUCAGCUGAUCCUCCUGGACAGGGCGAGGAAGAGACUUAGCAGCAGGAAAACAUUGUGACUGGCUAGUUCAACCAUGGCAGCCGAGAUCCAUUCGAGGCCUCAGAGCGCAAGACCAGUUCUUCUGAACAAAAUCGAGGGACACGCAGAUGCUGUCACGGUCGCCGUUUUAAUCCCAAAGGAAGAUGGAGUGAUAACUGUCAGUGAAGACCGAACCAUCCGGGUUUGGUUGAAGAGAGACAGUGGUCAGUACUGGCCAAGCAUCUACCACACAGUCUCCUCUCCGUGCUCAUGUAUGUCAUAUCACCAUGACAGCAGACGUAUCUUCAUUGGCCAAGACAAUGGAGCUGUUGUGGAGUUUCUCAUCUCUGAAGAUUUCAACAAGAUGAACCAUGUAAAAACAUAUCCAGCUCACCAGAAUCGCGUUUCAGAUAUGGUGUUUACCCUGGAGAGCGAGUGGGUAGUGAGCACCGGCCAUGACAAGAGUGUUAGCUGGAUGUGCACCCAGAGUGGCAGCAUGCUGGGAAGACACUAUUUCACUUCCUGGGCCUCCUGCCUACAAUAUGAUCAUGAGACUCAGCAUGCAUUUAUUGGCGAUUACUCAGGGCAGAUCACACUGCUAAAGCUGGAGAAGCAGACCUACUCAAUUAUCACCACACUGAAGGGCCAUGAAGGUAGUGUAGGAGCCUUGUGGUGGGACCCUGUCCAGAGACUGCUGUUCUCAGGCGCUUCUGACCACAGUGUCAUUAUGUGGGACAUCGGGGGACGCAAAGGACGAACCUUACUAUUGCAGGGACACCAUGAGCGUGUCCAAGCACUCCGCUACCUCAUGUUGACCAGGCAGUUGAUAUCGUGCUCAGCUGAUGGAGGCAUAGCAGUGUGGAACAUGGACACAAACAGAGAAGAGGCACCUCAGUGGUUGGAAAGUGAUUCCUGCCAGAAGUGUGAGCAGCCUUUCUUUUGGAAUGUUAAGCAGAUGUGGGACAAUAAAACUCUGGGACUCAGACAGCACCACUGCAGGAAGUGCGGCAAAGCUGUGUGUGGUAGAUGUAGUUCUAAACGCUCCACAUUCCCACUCAUGGGGUUUGAAUUUCCAGUGCGGGUGUGUGACACCUGUUUUGACUCUAUCAAAGAAGAAGAUCGAACCCCAUUGGCCACAUUCCAUGAAGGAAAACACAACAUUGCCCACAUGGAUAUGGACUCAUCCAGAGGCCUGAUGGUUACCUGUGGAAGUGACCGCAUUGUGAAGAUCUGGGAUAUGACGCAAGUGGUUGGGUGUAGCUUAGCAACAGGCUUCUCUCCGCGCUGAUUGGUCCAGUCUCUCCUCUGGUGUCAUGGAAACCCCUCUGUACAGUGCAUCAUCACCAACAUGCCUGGACUCUGCAGCUUCUGGGGGAUGUGCACCUGUGUGUGUGUGUGUGUGUGUGUGUGUGUGUGCGUGUGUGUGCGUGUGUGUGUGUGCGCGUGUAAGUGGUAGCCUCGGUCACCACCUUAUUUUUUUUUUAUUUUCCAUUUCACUGCUACUCUUCCAGAGGAAAGUGCGUGUUGCGUGUGCGUGUGUGUGUGUGUGUGUG